CGCGCGCAUACGACCAGGCGACAUCCUCCGCACACCCUCCGGGGCUCUCUGGCCGUACUGACGGAACAGAAUUAAUAAGACGCGCGCUUGCUGUGCCGUGGGGUGUGCGUUGCAGCAGUGGGACGAUCAUUGACCUUCGAGACUCGCCCUCUUUUUUCUCUCUGUCCUCACCCUGUGCAUGUCCGUCCUCGUUGCCCGCCCCAACCUCCCCGCGGCUGUUCGCGAGCGCCUGCACGCGCCGCGCGUGCUCAUCCGGACGUUCGGCAGCAGCUCAACGUCCCAAAAGGCCCUUCCAUUCUCGCUGAGGCACGCACGCGAGAGCACGGCUCAGCCUAACCAGGCAGAAGGCAAUGUACUCCGCAUGCUCAUGUUCGGCAAGCCUGGCGCAGGCAAGGGUACUCUCUCCGGACGGCUCGUCAAGAAGUACGACAUUGUGUCGCUCUCGACGGGCGACUUGCUUAGGCAGCACAUUGCCGAGGGGACGGAAGUUGGACGGAUGGCCGAAGAGAUCGUUGCAACUGGCGGACUCAUCCCUGAUGAUAUUAUGCUUAAGAUCAUAACGAGUAAACUAGACUUGCUUCAUAAUAAGCACUGGAUCUUGGACGGCUUCCCUCGCACAGUGGGUCAGGGAAAGCUUUUGGACGAACACCUGCGGCAAAGAGAGACGCCACUCAGCCUUGUCGCGAAUAUCGACGUUGCAGACGAAAUUAUUCUCAGCCGUAUCUCAGAUCGCUGGGUCCACUUGCCCUCCGGCAGGGUAUAUAAUCUCUCAUAUAACCCACCAAAGAUCGCCGGCCUCGACGAUGAAACAGGCGAGCCGCUGACCAAGCGGCCGGAUGACAACCCUGAGGUCUUUGUCCGCCGCCUCGAGAAGUUCUAUGCUGCGACAUCGCCUUUGCUAUCGUACUACGCCGAACGGUCUGGCAACGGUGUCUCGCUUGUGACUCUGAAGGGCUCAACAUCGGAUGAGAUUUGGCCUCAGCUAGAAAAUGUCCUCACAACCCAUUUUCCAACGCUCAAAGAGCGCGCAGACCAAAAGCGCAGGAGCAGCCUCACUGAGGCUGUCCUGGCUCGGACGGAGGGCGACAAGGCCGAGCUGGUUCGGUAGACUCACCCCACCUGUCUCUGAUUAUUGUUAUCGUGCACAAGUCUGGAUAUCUUUGCAUUUUCUUCCAUUUUUGUCUUUUUGGUUUUUCCAUAAACCCGCCGUACAGAUGGUGUCAUACUUUUGACCUUUGCAACAACUGUACACGUAGUCAUAUAUCUCACUCGACGUCGCGCCGCACUUUAAUAUGGAUCAGUCUAUUGUUUGCUACCGUAGAGCGUACAUUUUGACUUCGUACAAGCCCUCGGGGAAACCCUGCUGGACUUGUUCGUAAACGAGUGUCAGUCCAGCUGUUUCGAAUGUUUUCUUCCAGGCCAUGUCAGAUCUUGUCAGACUAGAGUCGCUGUCGUCAAAUGCGGUCGUGGCGGUGCCGUCUGCUCCGUCCGAGCAUAAGUUCUCCUUCACUAUGAUCAGACUUUCCCGAGCGUCCCGCAGAGACUGCCUGCACCGCCGGAAGAAUGCGACCAGGUCUGCAUCGUUAAGAUGGCCAAGGCACCACUGACACCACACAAUGUCGAACUUGCUCUCGAGGUCGUCCUGCUCGGGGAUGUAGCCCACCCGCCCGACGAGCGUCGUGGACUUGAGCGGGCUGCUCGGGUCGAACGCUUGGAGGGUGCCCUGGACGAGCACCACGCUCUUCGUCUUGGCCCGGAUGCCCUUCCAGCGCGAGUGCACGGCGUCCUCGACGAGCGUGCCGUCCUCGCUCGCCUUCCCCCUGCGAUACGCCUCCGCGAUGAAGCCCUCGACGGGCUCGAGGAGCAAGACGUCCGAGACGAGAUGCAGAAGCACGUCCGCGGUAACGCGCCCUACGCCGGCGCCGACGUCUACUGCGCGGAUGCGGAGAGCACUGCAGGAAGGCGGCGGAAGGGAGAGUGGGCGUGCGGCGGAGGGGACGGUGCACAGGUCGGGGCGUAAGUGCAUGAGGAACUGGCGGGAGCUGAGCGCGUCCACGCGCGGAAGAGAC
Molecule: messenger RNA, 2069 nt
Organism: Phanerochaete carnosa HHB-10118-sp
Lineage: Eukaryota; Fungi; Basidiomycota; Agaricomycetes; Polyporales; Phanerochaetaceae
Exons: 7
Coding region: 179-1108 (309 amino acids)
Biological process (GO): nucleobase-containing compound metabolic process
Cellular component (GO): mitochondrion; cytoplasm
Molecular function (GO): AMP kinase activity; ATP binding
Source: RefSeq, a predicted model, not a curated record